Molecule: messenger RNA, 891 nt
Organism: Blastomyces dermatitidis ER-3
Lineage: Eukaryota; Fungi; Ascomycota; Eurotiomycetes; Onygenales; Ajellomycetaceae
Product: serine/threonine-protein kinase psk1
Exons: 2
Coding region: 1-891 (296 amino acids)
Biological process (GO): folic acid-containing compound metabolic process
Cellular component (GO): cytoplasm
Molecular function (GO): dihydroneopterin aldolase activity
Source: RefSeq, a predicted model, not a curated record
AUGGCGCCACCGGGAUUCGACACCGUCCUGCUUCGUGACAUCGUCUUCCCAUUCCCAAUUAGUUUCGGGCCUGAUGCGUGGGGUCGCAUCGAUAAGCCCCAACCAGCUACGCUAUCACUUCGCUUUUCAUAUCCCCGACCUCUCAUCGACCAAUGUGGCAGCAGCGACGAUGUUUCCUUUACCCUCAGUUACGGUGAUCUAUACCGCAAGCUUGAAGCCAAAUUACGAGAUGCCACAAAGGGUGAAGAUGGCAGCAUCUCGAGCGUUGGAGUAGAAGAAUUAGUUUCCACUAUCAGCCAUACUGCUCUUGGGCUGGCAUGGGAAACGAUACCUGAGGGUACCGUAGAGCGCGCAUUGGCUAUGGUGGGCGCAGAAAUUGAUAUCUCAAUACAUCUUCCUAAAGCUAUCCUGGGAGCUAACAAGGGUCUGACAUAUCAAGCUGUCAAUCGAGCCGUCAACCGGUCUGCGAGUCUAGUCGCCAAUCGAGAUGGACAACCGGGGAUUGCUGCGGUUCAACGUAUAUGCCGCAUUGAUGGUUUACGCUGCAAUUGUAUCAUCGGGGUGAAUCCUCAUGAGCGGGAAGCCAAACAGGCAGUCGUGGUUUCCCUUCAGUUUCCGAAGGUGAACGCAGAAUUACAUCCGCAGGUCAAAUUUUUGCAGCCUUUGCUGGAGGUUACACGACGUAUUACUGAUGCCGUUGAAAACUCAAGCUUCAAAACAGUCGAAGCUAUGGCUCAACUGGUCGCGAAAACGGCUAUUCAAGGCACGAGGUUCGACGAGGUGACAGUCUGCGUCGAAAAGCCCAGCGCGAUGGCCUUUGUGGGAUACUCUGGCAUAGAGAUAACGCGCACGAGACGCGACCUUUUAACCAGCAAUGAUGGGCAAAGUUGA